Molecule: messenger RNA, 1959 nt
Organism: Cylindrotheca closterium
Lineage: Eukaryota; Bacillariophyta; Bacillariophyceae; Bacillariales; Bacillariaceae
Source: the annotation of a GenBank genome assembly
AUGUUCAACAUCAACCAAACUGUUUCACCCGUUGUCAUAGAUAAUUUACCACAUCCCACAGCCCACAGCACAGCGGAAAUUCAAUUUUCAUGUCUAAGAAUGGCCGAUGGAAUGGAAGCGACACUAGAUAGGAGCCUCGUCGACAAGGCAAUAGAUCUCAAGUCAGGUUUGGCCAAGUUGAGAAAUCUCCUCAACGUAGACGGCGAAAGCAAUGUUCCGCAAUGGGCCAAGGAUCGAAUGCAAGAGCUAGAUGACCAUCUGAAGGAAGAAAAGUUUAUUCGAUCGAAACAGGAGGCAAGUUACGACGCGCUUUCCAAGUACAAUAAGGAACUAAUGGGGCAAAUUGAAGCCCUGACCAAAUCAAGAGACACUGCGGUAGAGAAAUUGCAUCGUUCCGAAGAGGCCGUGGAUUUGGAGAAGAAGCUUUCGCAAAACAAGGAAAAGAAGUGGAACGAAGAAAAGCAAAAGCUGGAAGUUCAAAAUUCGCAAUAUCAUGCAAAGAUUGAAACACUCAAUGCCCGCAAUGCGUAUUAUCAGAAGGAAAAUGAAGACUUCAAGAACGAUCACCGCAGGGCGAAAGCAAUCCAAAAGGAACUGGACGAACUCAACGAAGAGAUGAAGAAGAAAGAAGCUGAGAACGAAGCUUUGAAAAAAGAAAUGGUAGAAAAGCAAGCGGCGAGUGAAGAACAGUACAAACAAGAAGUUCAAAAGCGAGAAACCGUUGAAAAGAGGUUGGAGGACACGAAGGCAACACUGAAUCAAGAGCUAAAAGAAACAAAAUCCAAAUUGGAAAAGGCGGAAGAAGAAAACAGCAAUAGCGCCAAAUCACUUGCCUCAUUCCUCGCUGUGAUCAAAGAGACUCUUGGCGAUAAGGAGGACGGCGGCGAUGACGACAACAGUGAUGAUGACGAAGUCGAUCUGAAUCUUGAGUCAAAUGUAUCCAAGAUUGGUGUUGCUCUUGAGAAUAUGCAAUCAAUAGUUGCUGAUAGUCAAGACGAAACAGACGGGCUGAAACGAGAGUUGAAAGAACUCCAGGAAAAGUGGCACGAGUCUCGAGGCGAAUUGAUGGAUCUCAAAGAGGACUAUGAAAUCCAAGAGAAGAGGUGUGCCGAGUUGGAAGAGCAAUUGGACGGUAUGGAAUACGAGACGAAAUCCAAGCGAACGCUUGCUGACGACGACGACGACCAACAGUCCUAUGAUAGCCGAGACGAACACGAAGAUGAAGUGGAAUCGACUGUACAAGACCAACCCGGCAGGUUGCAGAAUGAAAACGAGAUGGAAACAACUGAACAAGGACAACCGAUUGCGUCACAAACUGAAUAUGAAUCUGAUGAUUCCGAUAUUGUGGAGGUCCAGCCACAAAGCAGAGGUCCGGUGCAGCGGCCACUGUCAGAGGAUGAGGAAGUUCGAGACGGUGGCAACUCCAAGGAAGAUACCUCUUCAGAUAUUGAAGAGGUCCAACCACAAAGCAGGAGUCCAGCGCAACGGCCGCUGGUAGAGGAUGAGGAAGUUCAAGACCGCGAUGACGAAUCCAAGGAAGGUGCCUCUUCGGAUAUUGAAGAGGUCCAACCAUCAGAUACUAACGUAGCGAAACGGCCGCUGAAAGUUGACGAGGAAGAAUCCCAUCAUGCUGUCGACACAAACGAAGGAGGGCAGGACCAAUUGGCCCCCACCGCAAAGCGCGCGAAAAUUGACGAUGACAGUGAUGGUGAAGGCUCUGUGAAGUCUGUGACGUUUGCUGUUGACAACGAGAAUGGAACUGCCCCUUCGAAUAAAGUGGAGGUUCAACCGCCAGAGACAAGUGCAGCACGAAGAGUGGAAGACGAGGAGGAGGCAGAAGUUCAAGAAGUUCGUGAUGGCAACUCAAAUGAUGGCGAGCAGAACGAAGCUCCAACUGCAAAGCGAGCUAAAGUCAAUGAGGAAGGUGAUAGUGAUGGCUCUGGUUACGGUUCAUUCUAG